AAUAGUAGAGAUGAGAAAAGGAUUGAUUACUCAUUAGAUCAAAGAUGAUAGGUUUAGGGUAAUGGAAAUCAGAAUUAUUUGUGCUUUUAUUCUCCGUUCUUCCCAAACUCGUAGAGAACCUCUUGCUUUCUUCUUCGUGUUCUAAUUCACGCCGAAGCCCUACCUUUCAGUGUGUUAUUGGAGUAAGAGAAGUUGUUGCAAAGAUGUCCGAUGAAGGAAGAGUACACCCUGAUUGUAGAAAUGCUUCUAAUCCUUAUCAUGAAUGCACCGAAUACUGUUUUAAAGUAAUAGCUGAAGUCAAAGCCCGGAAUCAGCAAAAUGAGCCAGUUCCCACAUCAUCAGAAGGUGUUCAAGCUGGUCGAAGUAGUGGUUCUUCUAAUUUUGUGCCUCCUGAUGAGUAUGAAGAUCUUCGUGACGAAAAGCCGAAUGAAGAAGGGCACAGUGAUGGUGAUACUGACAAAUUUAGUGGUGGGGAGAAUGUGGAAGGAGACUUCACAAAACUCACGGGGAGGAAAAAGAAAUUGUUUGAAAUUAGGCUUAAGAUGAAUGAGGCGCGCAAAGCUAAUCAAACAGCAAUUGCUGCUGAAAAAAAGAAAAUGGAACCUCCAUCAGAAUCAAGAGGUAUUUCUAAACAAAAGUGGCUUGAGGAUCGGAAGAAGAAAAUUGGGAAGCUUUUGGAUGCAAAUGGCUUGGACAUGAGUAAAGCAUAUAUGUUAGAUACACAAGAGGCAGCAGAGUCCAAAUACAAGAAAUGGGAGAAGGAUCCAGCUCCCUAUGGAUGGGAUGUCUUUAACCAGAAAACAUUGUAUGAUGCAUACAAAAAGAGGACAAAGAAUGUGAAUGUUGACCUUGAGGAAUAUAAUAAGAUGAAAGAUUCUGAUCCUGAGUUCUACCGUGAGGCUUCAAGUCUUCAAUAUGGAAAGGCACCUAAGAUUUCAGAGGAUAAGAUAGACAAUAUGGUGAAAGAACUCAAGGACCGAGAGGAGAAGCGAAAGUCGUUUAGCCGUAGGAGGAAGUUUCAUGAAGACAAGGAUAUUGAUUCUAUCAAUGACCGCAAUGAGCAUUUCAACAAAAAGAUCGAGCGGGCCUUUGGUAGAUACACUCUGGAGAUCAAAAACAAUCUUGAGCGAGGAACUGCAUUACCUGAUUAAGUUUGAAAGCAAGGGAUAUUGGAGCUCCAAGGGCCUCGAAAGCUGUUUUUGCAGGUCUGCAGCUGCAGCUCACAAGUCAAUCUCAUCAAGGUACGAAUUAAGUUUCUUCUAAAUCAACAUGGUCCUCCAAGAAAGCGUAGAAACACUUAAUGGAUCGGUAAGAUUACGCUGUAUUCACUUUGUACACUUCUGAGAUAUAAGUUAUGUCAUCCACCCUCUUGAAACUAGUUUGUGUAAGGAAGUCGUUCAGUUUCAUGGUUCUUUUUACUUGGUAUUUCUUAAAAUGACUCCGCCCCAAACAGAGAGGGUCCUAAUAACACGAGAUGUUUGCAGACAAACCA
Messenger RNA from Cucurbita maxima (winter squash), 1492 nucleotides. RefSeq names its product pre-mRNA-splicing factor syf2-like. The record is from RefSeq and is a predicted model, not a curated record. Gene Ontology annotation, cellular component: post-mRNA release spliceosomal complex; Prp19 complex; catalytic step 2 spliceosome. Lineage: Eukaryota; Viridiplantae; Streptophyta; Magnoliopsida; Cucurbitales; Cucurbitaceae. Bases 204 to 1151 code for a protein of 315 amino acids. The transcript is spliced from 7 exons.